Brenthis ino (lesser marbled fritillary) is the source of this 1425-nucleotide messenger RNA. Lineage: Eukaryota; Metazoa; Arthropoda; Insecta; Lepidoptera; Nymphalidae. The record is from the annotation of a GenBank genome assembly.
AUGCAAGAACUGGCUAAGCGUGGACAUGAAGUUACUGUGAUAACACCCGAUCCAGCAUACUCUAAGGGUAAAGCUCCUCAAAAUCUCACAGAAAUUGAUGUUCAUGAUAUAUCUUACAAUAUUUGGAAUACAUUUCUCGAAGCUGAAAAAGGCAACUCAGAUGAUCUUGUUGAUCAAGUUAAACUGGGACUAAGAUUAUUAGUAGCAGUAUUUGAAGCUCAAGUGAGUACAUCUGAAGUGCAAAAACUUAUAUUUGAUAAGAAGAAGAAAUUCGAUCUUAUAUUUACAGAAUCUUGUGCCAGACUAGCGUUGAGCUUUUCUUAUUUAUAUGAUGCACCCAUAAUUGAAUUUAGUUCUUUCGCUGGAUUUAUUGGAACGUAUGAAGUUAUGGGAGCUGCUUCACAUCCACUCAUUUAUCCCUAUUCAAUUUUACAAAACUUUUACAACAUGACAAUGUCGGAAAAAAUUUCACAGCUUAAAUUAUAUUAUACAUAUUUAAAUUUCUAUGAUAAACUAGAAGUAAUAGAAAAUAAAUUAUUGAAAAAUCUUUUCGGCCCGUUGACUCCUGAAUUGUCUCAGUUGAAGAAAAAUGUUCACUUGCUGUUUUUGAACGUACAUCCACUCUGGGAUCUUAAUCGUCCUGUUCCUCCUAAUAUUGUAUAUUUAGGAGGGUUACAUCAACAUCAACCAAAGGAAUUACCAAAGGAUUUAAAAUCUUAUCUAGAUUCGUCUAAGAAUGGUGUUAUUUAUAUGAGUUUUGGCACGAAUGUAAAGCCAUCCUUAUUAUCUCCAGAAAAAUUAAAAAUAUUUAUAAAUGUAUUUUCUCAACUACCAUAUGACGUUUUAAUGAAAUGGGAUAAGGACGAGUUAUUGGAUUGUCCUAAAAAUAUAAAAAUUGCUAAAUGGUAUCCACAAUCUGAUUUACUAAAUCAUCCUAAAAUUAAAUUAUUUAUAACGCAAGGUGGCUUACAGUCAACUGAUGAAGCUAUUACUGCGGGAGUGCCUUUAAUUGGAGUACCAAUGCUUGUAGAUCAAUGGUUUAAUACUGAACAGUAUAUUAAGCUUAAUAUAGGGAUUCAGCUUAAUUUUGAAACGCUUACAGAGGGUGAUUUAAAAAGCGCUAUUAUUACUAUCGUUAGCAAUUCCAGCUACCAAGAAAACGUGAGGAACUUGUACAGUAUAAUGCAAGAUCAACCUCUUUCCCCAUUAGAAAGAGCUGUGUGGUGGACAGAAUACGUCUUACGACAUAAAGGCGCCCUACACUUAAAAGCUCAUGGCGCACAUUUGCCCUGGAUAGACUAUUAUGAAUUAAAAUUAGUUUUAAUAUCAUCGGUGUGUGUAAUAUGUCUUUUAAUGAUAUUAGGACUAGCUGCUUAUUUUAUUACCAAGAAUUUGACAAUUUUUAAUGCUAAACUAAAAUUAAAC